Fonsecaea nubica is the source of this 1029-nucleotide messenger RNA. RefSeq lists its product as hypothetical. The coding region runs from base 1 to 1029 and encodes 342 amino acids. Lineage: Eukaryota; Fungi; Ascomycota; Eurotiomycetes; Chaetothyriales; Herpotrichiellaceae. The record is from RefSeq and is a predicted model, not a curated record. The transcript has a single exon.
AUGCCAGUGCCAGUCCAUCUCUCUUCCCGUGUCAAAGGCUCCAUAUUUGGCCUUGCGGUGUGCGACGCACUCGGGGGCCCCGUCGAGUUCAAACCCCGCGGUUCCUUCGACCGGGUGACGCAGAUGCUGCCCAACGACAACUUCGGUCUCCCAGCGGGUUGUUUCACGGAUGACACUUCGAUGACUCUGUGCCUGGCUCACUCGCUUCUGGAGUGUGGCGGCCAGUCCAAUAUCGUGCACCAGGCCGAAAAGUACAUCUCGUGGUGGCGGGACGGAUACAUGUCAUCGGUCGGUCGGUGCUUCGACAUUGGGGUCUCGACGAGAAGUGCGCUCGAGAUGUGGGACAAUUUCCUCCAUCUCGUGCCUCGGGACUCGUCACCACCGGUGGAAGAGACGGAGCGUGCGAUACUCAAGAAGAUUUCCUUUUCGUUCGGCAAGGACGAAUAUUGCGGCAAUGGGAGUCUGAUGAGAGUGCUCCCAGCGGCCUUGCUCGCCCCCAGCGAGCCGGAUGCCGUCCAUCUGGCGCACGAGAGCUCGCUGCCCACACACCCUCAUCCGCGGUGCGCCCACGCGUGCAUGAUCUACACUGCGUUGGUCCUACAGGCGCUCAACGGUGCGUCCAAGACCGAGCUUGCCGUCAGCUUGGCCGAAUCGGUGCGAGAGGUCCCCAGCAAUAUCUCCGACACUCCCGUCGAACCCGUGCUCGCGGAGAGGCUAGGCAAGUACCAGACACUAAGAGAUUGGGAGGAGACGCCGGCGGAAUCAAUCCGGAGCACGGGCUAUGUUGUCGACACGCUCGAGGCGUCGCUCUGGGCCUUCUUCAACGCCGACACUUUCGAAGAGGCCGCAACCCUCUCUGUCAACUUGGGUUACGACGCGGACACUGUGGGCGCGAUAUGCGGUGGACUCGCUGGGGCAUAUCACGGGUUCGAAGCCAUUCCCGACCGCUGGCUGCGCGAGAUGAAGAAGACAGACGUCCUCGACGAAGUAGUGCAGAAGAUAGUCGAGCACAGGACCAGAACAGUUUAA